UGUGGAGGAGCUGAGGAUCCUGUUUCCAACACUGAUUUUGUGAUGGAAAACGAUUUGUUGAGAAAAUUAAGAGAAAACAUGAAACGUGUUCUUACUCAAGAGGAAGAAAUAUCGAGACUUCCUCUUCUGUCAUCUGCCACUGAAGAACGGAGACGUGCUGAGAACUCCCAGGUUUCCAGACAUCCAGAAAUGCGCGUGGGCCAGGAUUUAAGUUUAAAGUUGCGUUCCCCUCAGAUUGUUCAGACAAAAACUGAAAGACUGGAAGUAGAUCUGAAGAGAGCGAGGGGCCAGAGUUAUAUGAAGACAAUGGAAAUAUCAAAACUUCUGGCAGAAAAAGAGGAGCUGGAACUAAAAAUUCAGGAGCUUACAAAUAAAAAUAUACAAUUGGCCAAAGAAAAAGAAAAACUUUGUGAACAGUAUGAAGAAAAGCUGAGCAGGAAAAAUCAUUCAGAUGAGUCUGGGCAGCUGGAAAAACUCAGACGAGAGAAUGAGAGUCUCAGCUGCAAGGUGCAGAAACACGCUGAAGAAAAAGCAGAGCUCCUACGAGAAAAUAAUGACCUCAAAGACGAACUUUAUCGAAAGACAACACUGAUGUCAUUAAUGACAUUAGAAAACAAAAGACUCAAAUUAAGGCCGAGAUGGUGA
Ahaetulla prasina is the source of this 645-nucleotide messenger RNA. Its product is annotated as golgin subfamily A member 6B-like. The coding region runs from base 43 to 645 and encodes 200 amino acids. The record is from RefSeq and is a predicted model, not a curated record. NCBI's taxonomy places the organism in Eukaryota, Metazoa, Chordata, Lepidosauria, Squamata, Colubridae. The transcript has 8 exons.